Molecule: messenger RNA, 3424 nt
Organism: Pipistrellus kuhlii (Kuhl's pipistrelle)
Lineage: Eukaryota; Metazoa; Chordata; Mammalia; Chiroptera; Vespertilionidae
Gene: ATMIN
Product: ATM interactor
Exons: 5
Coding region: 1228-3234 (668 amino acids)
Biological process (GO): regulation of transcription by RNA polymerase II
Cellular component (GO): nucleus
Molecular function (GO): transcription cis-regulatory region binding; DNA-binding transcription factor activity, RNA polymerase II-specific
Source: RefSeq, a predicted model, not a curated record
UUCAGUCCCACCCAGACCUGUGAAAUCAUAAUUUCUCAGUCAUUAUAAUUGGAAGUUUCCUCCCACCACUUAGAGCCCUUCUUGGCCAACAGCGACAUAAUUUGAAACCUUCAGUCACUGAAAGCAGUUUUUGUGAGUAUGUAGCUUUUGACAGUCUGAAUUGGUUAAGGAGGAAGCUUAAAUUACCUGGCAUAUUGCAUGUUUCUCCUUGGAAACGUCCUUAGAAUCAGGCUUCUGAUAAGGAUUUAACAGCAGAAAGUCUAAUAGCUAUGGCAGCUGUGUUGCCCAUGAAGAGUAAUCUUUUCAUAGGCACCAACUGAACAGAAAAGCAGCUGCCUUCCCACAGGAGGACUAGGAACCCCGAAUAGGAACCGUACAGGGAAGUGUGCUGAGGAAGACCCUGCAGGUGGGGCUAUGAUUCUCCUCCCAGGAGUGUGGGGUUUCGGCAAGAACACACGUGAAGUAACUCUGGGAAUGGGCUUCUCUUUCAUGCUAACUUUUAACUAAAUCCUUCCUUUUCUUUUCAUCGUAUUUAUUUUCCUUAACUGUAUUUUAACUGGAGUGGAUGAGUAUACACUUGUAGGAAUUCUACAGCCUAAUCCCUUGGUUCUCUUUAGCUCAUAGACCAUCGCCAUCACCCACCUUCAUCCCACAGCUACGGCAGACUUUAUAUCUCUGAGCACAAGUAAAGCUGCCAGUCUAACGAGGACGUGUUGGCUGAACAGCACUCUAGGAAGCGCGUCUUAACGCUUUACAUUGUUCUUUUCUUUGGAAUUGCUGUCUGGAGCUCUACAACUCUCAAGACUUUACGCAGCAUCUGUUUAGCAUGAAGAGAGCACUUACUCUCCAUGGUAGUGCUAAAAAUAUUCACAUCAAAGUUUCCGGAGAUGUUAACAACUUGAGGUUUAGCAGUAAACUGGCUCAUACUUGCACGUUCUCUCCUUUGUCACCUGAGAGAGCCAUGACUGAUGAUACAGGUAUCAGCAUGAAAGGGUUGUUGAGAAACAAAAUUUUGUUCAACAAUUGAGACAUUUUUUCAUGAAAAAUUUGGUCAAGAACUGAAUUGUUCGAGAUGGGAGACAUUCAAGAACUGAGGAUGGCAUAGUAAAUCCAACAAUAAGAAAAGAUUUGAAAACUGUACCAAAAUUCUACUGUUGUCCAAUUGAAGGAUGCCCCAGAGGUCCUCACAGGCCAUUUUCUCAAUUUUAUCUCGUAAAACAGCACUUUAUGAAAAUGCACGCUGAAAAGAAGCAUAAAUGUAGUAAGUGCAGCAAUUCAUAUGGCACUAAAUGGGACUUGAAGAGACAUGCAGAGGAUUGUGGCAAGACCUUCCAGUGCACAUGUGGCUGUCCGUAUGCAAGUAGAACUGCAUUACAGUCCCACAUCUACCGAACUGGCCAUGAGAUCCCUGCGGAGCACAGGGACCCACCUGUUAAGAAAAGAAAAAUGGAAAGCUGCCUGCAAAACCAGAAGUUGUCCAAUAAAACUGUUGAAUCUUUGAGCAACCAACCAAUCCCAAGACCAGACACUCAAAAAUUAGAAACUUCAGAAAUAAAGCUAGCUGCAUCUUUUGAAGAUUCUUGUGGCUCUAAUGCCAGAAAGCAGACUCUUACAACAACUCCAAAAUAUCCUCAGAAAUUGCUUUUACCAAAGCCCAAAGUGGCUUUGGUUAAACUACCUGUUAUGCAGUUUUCUCCUAUGCCUGUCUUUGUGCCUACAGCUGACUCCUCAGCCCAGCCUGUAGUGUUAGGUGUUGAUCAUCAGGGCUCUGCCUCCAGUGCUGUGCACUUACUACCCUUGUCAGUAGGAACUCUGAUUCUUGGCCUUGAUUCAGAAGCCUGCUCUCUUAAGGAGAGCCUUCCUCUUUCAAAGAUUAUAAAUCCUGUUGCUGUUGAGCCGAUUAGUACAGGUGUUCAAGUGAACUUGAGUAAAAAUUCAUCUAGUCCUUCACAAGAACUAGGGAAUGCAUGUCAAAAGAACAGCAUUUCUUCAAUCAAUGUACAGACAGAUCUGUCUUACGCCACACAACACUUUAUACCUUCUGCACAGUGGGUCAGCCCUGAUUCCUCUGUAUCGUCUUGUUCUCAAACUGAUUUGACUUUUGGUUCUCAAGUUUCCCUCCCCAUUAGUGUUCAUACUCAGACAUUUUUGCCCAGUUCUAAAGUAACUUCAUCUAGAGCUGCUCAGACUGAUGCGUUUUUAGAUGCCUCUUUCCAGGCAGGUGGAAUCUCCAGAGAAACUCAAACCAGUGGAAUGGGAAAUCCAACAGAUGACCGAGUACAAAUGGACCAAGCUGUAAUGUGCAGAGACAUUUUUGAGGGUGUCCAUUCAUCGUACGGUAUCACUACAGACAAUAUUAUAAGCAGCAGCUUAGUAGGAGAGACUGUUACUCAUGCUUUGUUACCUCAGAACCACUCUAAAGCUUUAAGUCAAGAUACUGAGAAAUCUGUACCAGUUAUAAACUUUAGUGCACAGAACAGUAUGCUUCCUUCACAGAACAUGACAGAUAAUCAGACCCAAACUAUGGAUUUAUUAAGUGAUUUAGAAAACAUCUUGUCUAGUAAUCUGCCUGGUCAGACACUGGACAAUCGUAGUCUUCUGUCUGACACGAACACUGGACCUGAUAGCCAGCUCCCAUCUGGUUCAACCCAGAAUCCCACAAUUGAUUUUGAUAUCGAAGAGUUCUUUUCGGCCUCUAAUAUUCAGACUCAAACUGAAGAGAGUGGGCUUAGCAGCAUGACCACUGAGCCGGUCUUAGAAUCACUGGACAUAGAGACCCAAACUGACUUCCUACUUGCAGACACCUCUGCCCAGCCCUACAGUUAUAGGGGAAAUUCUAAUUUCUUAGGCCUUGAAAUGUUUGACACACAGACACAGACAGAUUUGAACUUCUUUUUAGACAGUAGUCCUCAUCUGCCUCUGGGAAGUAUUCUGAAACACUCCAGCUUUUCCAUGAGUACUGAUUCGUCUGACACCGAGACCCAAACUGAAGGGAUCUCCGCUGCUAAAAACCUAUCUGCUCUAGAAAGCAAGGUUCAGUUAAAUAGUACGGAAACGCAGACCAUGCAUUCUGGCUUUGAAACCCUGGGGAGCUUGUUCUGCACCAGCAAUGAAACGCAAACAGCAAUGGAUGACUUUCUUCUUGCCGAUUUGGCCUGGAACACGAUGGAAUCUCAGUUCAGCUCUGUAGAAACCCAGACAUGUGCAGAACCACACACAGUUUCCAACUUCUAAAAGUGAAGUCCAUGUGGGAAUGGCAUUUACAAUUUCCUUUAUUUAAAAAAUGGGGAGUGGAGACCACAGUAUUAACUCUGUUGAAUGUAGUUAAUAUGCAGUUCUUCCGUUCUUUGAGUUUCUUUGCCUUUUGUACUUGUAAACGUGUAUAAAUGUGAGUGUAUUAUAAAGUGAAGAUGUUGAUUUAAAA